Postia placenta MAD-698-R-SB12 is the source of this 653-nucleotide messenger RNA. RefSeq lists its product as hypothetical. The transcript has 6 exons. Lineage: Eukaryota; Fungi; Basidiomycota; Agaricomycetes; Polyporales; Adustoporiaceae. The coding region runs from base 8 to 502 and encodes 164 amino acids. The record is from RefSeq and is a predicted model, not a curated record. Gene Ontology annotation, molecular function: metal ion binding; lactoylglutathione lyase activity.
CUCAAUCAUGGCGAACGCAGAGACUGCAGGCUUCCAGUUCAACCACACUAUGGUCCGUGUCAAGGAUCCCCAGGUGUCUGUCAAAUUCUAUACCGAGGUCCUGGGCAUGACCCUGCUCUCCCACUACAAGUUCGAGAGCUUCACGCUCUACUUCCUCGCGUACGACCACUCCGGCGGGAAGAUGACGCCUCAAGCCCUCAAGGACUCGCGCUUCGCGCGCGAAGGCGUGCUCGAGCUGACGCACAACCACGGCACCGAGUCCGACGCGUCCUUCGCCGGCUACGCGUCCGGCAACACCGACCCCGGCAAGGGCUUCGGCCACAUCGCGAUCACCGUGCCCGACGUCGCCGCCGCCUGCGCGCGCUUCGAGCGCCUCGGCGUGCCCUUCAAGAAGAAGCUCACCGACGGAAGCAUGAAGGACAUCGCGUUCAUCCUCGACCCCGACGGCUACUGGAUCGAGGUUGUCCCGCCCAAGCUGAUGCUCGGACCGGAUGACGUGUGAAGGGUGAGGCGCACGCGCACGCAGCAGAGCGAUUACACAGUGAAAGGCAAUAUCAAAGAUUGUACAUUAUCAAGCACGUACUGUACCUACAUCCGUGUCACACCGCCGGUCGACAGCCGUGCAACACGACAGGUCUCCGCGACAGCACUCG